CACGGGGAGGGUGUAUGUGUCCGCGGUGACGGUGCUUUGACGCAUGUGUUAUGAUGCUCCGGAGAACGCGGUGACGGGUGUGUGCAUGUGUCCCCGCGGCCCCAGGUGUGCGGUACGCGAUAAGGGAAACACGUGUGCGGCAGGUGUGGCAUCGGCGUAGUGGUGUGGCUUCAAAGGAAAGUUUUAAUACAUAAUAAUAGUUGGGUAAUCGAGUUUCGUGGCGACAGCGAGCAUCAGGACACCUAAGAGUAUCCUGAGAUUCUGUUUUGGAGCUUCUAUAUAAAUUUUGAAGGAGUUGCAUCCUUUCUGGACAUCGUGUUCUUAGUUUUUCUCCUCCCGUGCUCUGUCCUCGUAACCGUAGACAGGAGGAGGAUCAAGACAGUCAACUCCAUUCGGCCGGGCAGAACACCUCGUCAUCCUCUUGAGGCCCUCAAAGAGCACCGGAGAAUCACCAGCUUCCUCAAGGCUCCCGACACAGACACACGGUGGAAGAUGUGAGGGGUCAUGUCUGCAGCUGCCCCUCGCUCCUGCCUCAAGCCGCCCCCGAGGAACCCGUGGGUGGCUGAGGACGGCGGCGAGAGCAGCACCUCGUCCAGUCAGCACCAGCAGCAGCAACAACAGCAACAGCAGGUGAACCAGCAGCAGCACAACAGUCAUCAGCAGGCACAGCAGUGCCAGCAGCAGCAGCAGGUCUGUGAGGCAGGUCGGGUUCAGGAUGUGUUGGCCCACCAGUACGCGACACCCUACCACGCCGUGUCCCAUGCGGCGCCGCGGCCCGCCCUCAGCGUGGCCCACACCGGCCACAGCAGCGCCCACAGCGUCAGCGGCCACCCGGUGGUGAGCGUGGCCAGGGCGGGCCACCCCGCCCAUGGCGUGGUGCACUCCCACACCGCCCACUCCCUGCACGCCCAUGCCCGCCCGCUGCCCAACGCCGCCCACUCGGUGCACUCGGUGCCGGGCUCGCUGCAGCAGCCUUGGGUGGACCCGCAGCUGCUGUGGAGCACGCCCGCGCUUCCCGGCGUGGGCGGCGUCUUCACCGUGGGCGGCGGCGGCGCGGGCGGCGCCGACGGGUCGUGUCCCGUGCUGCCGCCGGGCGUGUACGGCCAGACCCACGCCCUGCACGCCCUGCACCAUAUGCCGCAAGGUGGAGGCUCCAGCGGUCAAACUUCCACCACCGGAGGAGCCUGGAGUCACCCUCCCACCGGCGCGGUCCCGCAGAACAGUGGCGUGGGCGUGGGCGGGUGGGGAGUGGCGGGCGUGCGGGCGGUGGGCGGCUUGGAGGGGUCCCGCUGCGAGAGGUGCCACUACUACUGCUUCAGGGCGGCGCAGGCUGUCUUCGUGGCCGGCAUCGUCACCGGCUUCUCCCUCCUGGUGGCCGGCGGGGUCUUCCACAGGCAGCACGUGGCCCACCUACAGGUGUUGGUGUACAUCGGCGCCAUGGUGUCCCUCGUGUGCGUGGUGCUUCUGGUGAUAUUCUGUGCCAUGAACAAGGACCACAGGACUAGACGCGGCGUGCCUUUGCGUUUCUCGGGGCCGCAGGUGGUGGUGGGCGACCCUGAGGCUGUUCCCCUGCGAGCCAUAGACGCCAAUAACCCGGUGGUGGUGCCGAGCGAGACUUCCCACGGUGCCCGGACCGCCGAGAGCUGCUCCUCCAUGGACAUGUUGCACCAGAGUAACCACAGCUCCUGCAUGGUGGGCCCGCCGACCAGCCACGGGUGCCAGGCGGUGUGCUACGGCGGCGCGCCCCCCGUAGUGACCUCCAACCACAGCGGGCACGUCAACCACGGCCCUCCCAACCCCACAGACGCGGCCCUUCCCCGGCACCCACAGCAACGGAUCGAGGAUGACUACGAGGCCAGCCAGCGGUACAACAGGAUCUGGAAGCAGCCCAACAAAGCCUCCAACGAAGCCGCCUCCAAGUUGUGAAGCCUCCAUGAAACCUUGGUUGACCUGAAGCUCGGGAGGGACACGCCCUUUCCUUCCUACAAGACAUUUUGGGGCUCAGAUUCGUUGGGAAGUUGUCCUCGGUCUCGUCUCUGGUCUUUCGUCCGUUUUUUUUUUCUGGGCUACAUAGGACGCGUUUUUUUUAUUUUUUAUAUCACGUAACCUAACUCCUACAUUGUUAUCCUUUAAGACUGUCCAAACACUGCCAUCUGUCUUCAUUUUGCCCUUUCGUCCAUUGAACUAGUUUAUAAAAAGAACCACCACCUUUGCAUCUUUUUUUUUUAUAUAUAUUUUCACGUAGCCUAACUACUACAUUGUCAUCCUUUAAGUCAUUUUAUCAGCCCAAUUCCCUCCCUUUCUUCUUUUCUUCCUUUUCUUCUUUGCUUCAGCCAUCUGUCUUCAUUUUGUCCUUUCGUCAAUUAAACUAGAUUACAAAACCACCACCUUUGUAUUUUUUUUAUAUUUUCAUGUUACCUAACUACUACAGUAUCAUCCCACAAGACUUUUUUUUCACUCUAAACAUUGCCUUCUGUCUUCAUUUUGCACUUACGUCUGUUCAGCUAGUUUACGAAAAGAAGCUCCUUUGUAUUAUUUUUUAUCAGGUAACCUAGCCACGUCAUUAUCAUCCUACAAGACAUUUUCAGAGCUAAAUCACUGCCUUCUGCCUUCAUUUUGCGCUUACGUCUUUUGAUCUGAUUUAUAAAAAGAAGCACACUAUUUUUCAUCAUCUAACAUAACCACUUCAUUAUCAACCUUCAAAAGAAUAUGUUCAGACUAAACCAUUGCCUUGUCUUCACUUUACCUAUAGGUCUGUUGAUCUAUUAUACGAAAUUCACCCUAUGUCUUUCUUUUUGGAUAUGUAAACUGGCCAUUGUUUAUAUAGUUUACAAGAAGAAGCACAUUUUGUAUUUUUUUUUCUUUUUUGGAAUAUGUAACCCAACCACAUAAUUAUCAUCUUCAAUACAUUCUUCGCUCAGACUCGAAACACUAACCUCUAUCUCGACCCUGGCUUAACAUUGUACGCCCUUCUUUUUCACGAUCACGUACCCUUCCUUUGCGUCCUGUUGAGGCUCAGGUCACCACGGACACGCACAAAAUAACACACCGACGAGGCUCCGCUAGUUUUUUUUUUUCUUUUUUCACUUUCCUUCCGAUUCCUGCUAGUCAUUGUUCAUAGUUCUUCCGCCUCGUUACGCUAGUUUUCUCAACAUGUACUUUGACGCUGCAACUUUUUAUAUAUAUUUUUUAAUUUGGUUUGUCGGUGAAGAAAAAACGUGGCAUACCGAUUGAGUAAAGGCAAGGGCGACCCGUUCACACAUACACACACACACACACACACACACAUCGGCGUCUCCUGAGCAAGAAUCACACUCAUGGCCCCGGGCAUUAGGAACAAUCGAGGCUGCCAACCCCACGCUAUGCAUUACCGUUCGCGCUGUUUGUCCUUCAUCACUGUCAACACUCCUGCAGGGAAAGACAAUCAAGGGAAUGACUGCUAAUGGCCGUAAAAAAUGACUCGAUGGCCGUGAAGUCAGAUAUAAGACCAGAAUGGCUCGUCCGGUCUUCGGGUGGUUUAUUUAUUUUUUUUUUCUUCUCUGUACAGACACCAAAUGUUUUACCUUCAUCGCCCUCACUGCACGUCUCCACUUAAAACGGCAUUUUUAUCACUGUUCUUUACCACACACACACACACACACACACACACACAACCACUGUUACUACCACUAAAGCCUAAACUGCUUCUGUACCAUAUGACAUGUUCAUCCCUAAGCUGUAAAUGUUUUAUAAGUUUAUUAUUUACUGUACAGUGUGUUUAUGUGCCAAAUAUUGUAAUAGAGUUGUUUGUAACUUCAAAAUAAAUAUUUGUACAAACGACGA
This is a messenger RNA of Eriocheir sinensis (Chinese mitten crab), 3822 nucleotides long. RefSeq lists its product as uncharacterized. The transcript is spliced from 8 exons. The record is from RefSeq and is a predicted model, not a curated record. NCBI's taxonomy places the organism in Eukaryota, Metazoa, Arthropoda, Malacostraca, Decapoda, Varunidae. Bases 505 to 1926 code for a protein of 473 amino acids.